Lactuca sativa (garden lettuce) is the source of this 2548-nucleotide messenger RNA. Its product is annotated as Leucine-rich repeat protein kinase family protein. The record is from RefSeq and is a predicted model, not a curated record. Gene Ontology annotation, biological process: protein phosphorylation. Gene Ontology annotation, molecular function: protein binding; ATP binding; protein kinase activity. Lineage: Eukaryota; Viridiplantae; Streptophyta; Magnoliopsida; Asterales; Asteraceae.
CCCCUACUUCCAUCUCGUGGACUCUCCCUCCAAUCUUGACUUGCCAGCUGGUCUAGACAAGGGAACACUGCACCAUCCUCGUCUACAUCUUCAUCCACAAAGAUCUGAGAGAGAGAGAGAGAGAGAGAGAGAGAGAGAGAGAGAGACAGAUUCAAAAAGAAAAUUCCAACAAAACCCAUGGCUCGUGCUGAAACCACACUCCGAGGCGAGAGAAACCAGUUACAAAGAGAGAGAAAGACAUGUCCAUAACAUAGCAAAGAACAAAAUCCUUACCAUCCCAACCAUUUAUCUUUACCUGAAGAAAACAUUCUAGAGAGAGAAGGAAAGACAUGGGUGUUUCAUCGUUUCUUUUGUUGCUCUCUCUGUUCUUCACCACAUUGUGUACACCACCUGUUUGUGGAAAUGCAGAGCUGAGAGCUCUAAUGGACAUCAAGGCCAGUCUAGACCCACACAAUACACAUUUGGGCUCCUGGACUGUAUUGGGAAACCCAUGCGACUUCGAGGGCAUUGCGUGCAAUGAAAAUGGUCAAGUCGCUAAUAUUUCCUUACAGGGGAAAGGUCUCUCCGGCAAGCUCUCGCCGGCGUUUUCUGAGCUCAAACACUUGACUGGUCUCUUCUUGCAUUACAACUCUUUGUCAGGAGAUUUUCCUUCGGAGAUUUCUAACUUAACUGAGCUCAGUGAUUUGUAUCUCAAUGUCAAUAAUCUCUCUGGCAGCAUUCCUGUUGAACUUGGAAACAUGGAGAGUUUACAAGUAUUACAGCUCUGCUGCAACCAAUUUAGCGGAAGCAUACCAACUCAACUCGGAUCGCUAAAAAAACUCACUGUUCUUUCUCUGCAAUCUAACCACCUUAGCGGCGCAUUACCUGCAAGUCUAGGCGAUUUAGCUCUAUUAACAAGGCUCGAUUUAAGUUUCAAUCGUCUCUUUGGUUCGAUACCUACAAGAUUAGCCGAUGCUCCAAUGCUUCAAGUUUUAGAUGUGAGAAACAACACCCUUUCCGGCAAUGUUCCAAUAGCUUUGAAGAGAUUAUCCGGAGGAUUUCAAUAUUCAAACAACCUGGGACUAUGUGGAGUCGAGUUCACAACCUUGAAAGCUUGCAGUGCUUUGGAUCUGUCAAACCCAAACGGCGUCCCAACAAAAAACAUCCCAGAAACCGCUAAUUUGAAAUUAAACUGUAGCGACACACGUUGCUCAAAUUCCUCAAAGACCCCACAAGCUUCCAUUAUUGUUGGAGUAAUCGUAGCAAUCGUGGGAUUAUCAGUCAUAGGUUUCUUAGCAGCUUCAUAUUAUCUUAACAAAGAACAAAAACAUGGCAACGGGUUAGACCCAUCCGAUAUAUGCAUCGAUCAAUUGAAGUCGAAGGAGAUAUGUCGAAAAAACGGGUCCCCACUAAUCAACCUCGAGUAUUCAAACGGGUGGGACCCAUUAGCCGAGGGUCGCCGAUUCGGUGGGGUCUCCCAAGAAGUGAUCCGAAGUUUUCGGUUCAAUUUAGAGGAGAUAGAGUCAGCCACACAGUAUUUCGCUCCUGGAAAUUUGUUAGGAAAAAGUGUGUUUUCAGCCAUUCAUAAAGGAAUGUUGAGAGAUGGAACUGUUGUCGCUAUAAAGAGUAUCAUAAAAAGUAGCUGUAAAUCUGAAGAAGUCGAGUUUUUGAAAGGGCUGAAUGUUUUGACUUCAUUGAGACAUGAGAAUUUAGUGAGGUUGAGAGGUUUUUGUUGUUCAAAAGGACGUGGGGAGUGUUUUCUUAUUUAUGAUUUUGUGCCUAAUGGAAACUUGUUAAGGUAUCUUGACAUGAAGGAUGAUUCUCAUGUUCUUGAAUGGUCUACUCGUGCUUCCAUCAUCAACGGUAUUGCCAAAGGUAUAGAGUAUUUACACGGGAGUAAACUAAACAAACCAGCACUUGUUCACCAAAACAUAUCAGUAAAAAACGUGUUGCUAGACCAACGAUUCAAGCCAUUAUUGUCUGAUUCAGGUGUUCAUCAGCUUCUGACAAAAGACACGGUUUUCUCAUCACUCAAAGCAAGUGCUGCAAUGGGAUACUUAGCUCCUGAAUACGCCACCACAGGGAGAUUCACUCAAAAGAGUGAUAUUUAUGCAUUUGGGGUUCUUGUUUUCCAGAUUAUCUCUGGUAAACGUAAGUUUGCUAGUGCAGCUAGGUUUGCUGCUGAAUCGUGCACUUUCAUUGACUUUAUUGACCCGAAUCUCCAUGGAAGAUUCUGUGAGCAUGAAGCUGCUAAGUUUGCUAAAAUCGCGUUGAUGUGUACACAUGAAUUGCCUGAGCAGAGGCCGAGUGUUGAGGAAGUUGUACAAGAACUUGGUAAUCCGUUAUGCUAACUUGUUGCUUCUUGUUUCGUUAGAUGCAAUUUAGAAAGUAGUCAGACUAACUUUUUAUUUUUAAGGGAAGUCUUAGAGGUUUUCAUUUGUUGUAGUUUUUGGAGUUCUUUAGUUGUGAAUGCUGUAGUAAAAUUUAAGCUGAAAUGGGAUUUGGAUUCCUGUAGUUGCUUGUAUCGAUGACAUUUGUUCUAUGAAAUGGUAGAAAUUCAUCACAAAAA